Odocoileus virginianus texanus is the source of this 947-nucleotide messenger RNA. Lineage: Eukaryota; Metazoa; Chordata; Mammalia; Artiodactyla; Cervidae. The record is from RefSeq and is a predicted model, not a curated record.
CAAUUCCACCCCUAGGUAUUUCCCCCAAAGAAGUGAAAACAUAUAUUCACCCUGUCACUUACAUCUAAAGUGACAGCUUUACGGUUACAAAAUUUCCCAGCAAAGUACGGAGGAAAGACUGAGCCAAAUCCCUGGACAUAGUGUGAAGCCGAUCGGGAAACCGAGCUGCCGGGUCUCUAACCAGACUGAGACUAGGCUCCUGGAGCAAUCUGCGACCUCUCACUGCCUCCUAGAGUCAGAGCCGAGCAGUGUUUCAAGUAGAAGCGCAGCGAUCAUCUUCUUGGAGCGGGCAAAUGAUCCUCCCGGGUGAGACAGCCGUGGAAGCCACCGCCCCUCAGAGUGCAAGCCACAGCAUCUUCCCUGCCCGGGCCCAGAGGGCAGCAGAGAAGGUUUGAGUGCAGAGGUCGUUCUUCGGACCGAUAUUCGGGUUGCACAGAGGGAGGUGGCAGCGGAACCUUUCUUCUCCGCCUCGUUCUCGUUUCCACCCGGGUCCAGUUGGCACCGGACGCAGUAACCGAGACUCAGAAAAAUGGAGGCGGCGGACGCCGGGGCAGCAGAGCCGUCCUCUAGGCCGGAGGCCUCGGCGUCUGCCGACGACCGGCUUUUCCUGGUUAAAGGUGGAAUUUUCCUUGGUUCUGUUGCUGCAGCAGGAAUGCUAGCUGGAUUUGCCACAACAUUGUCCUUGGCUAAAAAGAAAAGUCCUGAGUGGUUCAAUAAGGGAAGUAUGGCCACAGCUGCCUUACCAGAGAGCGGGUCUUCCCUGGCCUUGCGAGCCCUGGGGUGGGGCUCACUUUAUGCCUGGUGUGGGGUCGGUGUGAUCAGCUUCGCCGUCUGGAAGGCUUUAGGAGUGCACAGUGUAAGUAACUACAAUCCUAUAGUUGGUAUCUGGAAUGUUGAUUCUAUUUUGUCCUGCCUAAAUCUUCCAGAUUUUCAAAUUUGUAUAUAGU